AUGGCGUACAGCCAGUUUCCUCCGCGGCGCACGUCCUGUGCCGCCCCAGCCGGUGGGGCUCUCCACCCCAGGCCACAGCCUCGUGGCGCCCCCCGGGCCGGGGCGGCCGGACCGAGGGGUGUCGGCGCGGUCCGGCUACGGGGCGGGGCCGGCGGGAGCUCGGGUCGCCGCCGCCGCUGCUGCCUCCGCCUGCCGCUCGGGCCGCCCGCUCGCCCGCCGCUGGGUGCGCUGCACGCGGGGGGCAGCCGCGGUGCAGAGGUUCAUGCAGCGGCGGCGGCGCCGGUGGCUGCUGCUGCUGCCGCCGCGGAGGCAGACAAACCGGGCGCUGCCGCCGCCGCCGCCCUCCCCCGGCUCCAUGCCGCCGCGGCCGCCGCCUCCUCCUCUCCGGCGAGGGGCGGGGGGCUCCGGCCCGGGGUGGGCACCACUCCUCGCAGCGCCGCUCCCCUCCCUGCCCUCCGCCCCGGCGCUGGAGCCGGCGAGGGCACCCGCCGCCUCCUAGGAGUGCACCCUCCGCGCGCCCUGCCGGAGCGAGGGGGCGGGCGUGGGCGGGCGUCGGGGCAGCGGGGACCCUGCGCGGCUGCAAGAGGAGGGGGCUUCCCCAAGGAUGCCCGGCGGCGGCUCCCGGCUCCUAGGUACGAGCUGAGCCUGACCGGGAGCUAGCGGCGCGUCGCCAUGCCGGCGUGACGGGCGCCCCCGGCUGCCCGCGCGGGCCCCCGCGCUGCCCCACGCCGCAGCUGUGCCGGCGCCGGGCCGCAGGAUGGGCUGUAUCCAAAGCAUCACCUGCAAGGCGCGGAUCCGGCGCGAGAACAUCGUGGUGUACGAUGUGUGCGCCACCAUCGACCAGUGCCCCACGCGCAUCGAGGAGACCUCGCCCAUCGUCCUGCGCUACAAGACCCCCUACUUCAAAGCCUCCGCCCGCGUGGUCAUGCCCCCCAUCCCCCGCCACGAGACCUGGGUGGUGGGCUGGAUUCAGGCGUGCAACCAGAUGGAGUUCUUCAACACCUACAGCGACCUGGGCAUGUCAAGCUGGGAACUGCCUGACUUGAGGGAAGGGAGAGUAAAAGCCAUCAGUGACUCAGAUGGGGUGAGCUACCCUUGGUACGGGAACACCACAGAAACUGUGACCUUGGUUGGCCCCACCAACAAGAUCUCCAGGUUCUCCGUCAGCAUGAAUGACAACUUCUACCCCAGUGUGACAUGGGCAGUGCCUGUGAGCGACAGCAAUGUGCCGCUGCUCACAAGAAUCAAGAGAGACCAAAGUUUCACGACCUGGCUGGUGGCCAUGAAUACCACCACAAAGGAGAAGAUCAUUCUGCAGACCAUCAAGUGGAGGAUGAGGGUGGACAUUGAGGUGGACCCUCUUCAGCUCUUGGGGCAGCGGGCCCGGCUGGUGGGCAGGACUCAGCAGGAGCAGCCCCGGAUCCUGAGCCGGAUGGAACCCAUCCCCCCUAAUGCACUAGUGAAACCCAAUGCCAAUGAUGCCCAGGUCCUCAUGUGGAGGCCCAAGCGGGGUCCACCUCUGGUUGUGAUCCCUCCUAAGUAGAAGCAGACUGGCCUGACUGUGUGUGGAUCACACGCUUCUGAAACAUGCAGUGAGGGGUGCCAGGGGUGGCAGGAGCCAAACUGAGUUUCUGAGCCAAAGCAGACCUCUUGGUUUGCCAGCCUUUGCAGCCACUUUUGAAGAGUAGGGCUGCUCCUUGGGUGGUAGAACCAUAAUCCUUAGGAAAAAUCCCUUCCUCUUAGGAAUAAAGAAAUCACUGAUUUGACAGA
Molecule: messenger RNA, 1770 nt
Organism: Saimiri boliviensis boliviensis (Bolivian squirrel monkey)
Lineage: Eukaryota; Metazoa; Chordata; Mammalia; Primates; Cebidae
Gene: FAM78B
Product: family with sequence similarity 78 member B
Source: RefSeq, a predicted model, not a curated record